AUGCGCGGCGCUGGUCUAGCUCAUAUCUGGGAAGCGCUCAAAGAAGGCAUUGUCACAAGCACCUCGCUAACCCCAGUGCGUCUUAAAGCCAUGGAAGAAUAUUACUAUUCCCAUAUUUGUCAGUUGUCAUCGGAAGACCAUGGCAGAUAUGUUGCUAGGGCGUCCAAGCUGCAGACAGUUUUGGCCAGUGGCUCCAUGCUGAAUCCUACUACGGCGCAAUUUUGGAAGAAUCUUACCAACAUGCCCAUUGCUACUACAUUUGGGAUAACUGAGAUAGGAGGUGGGGUGUUUCGGACCUCUCCUUACAGCGCCUUCGUCGAUGUUCGAUGUAUUGGCGAGCCUAUGCCAAAUAAAGUGGUAAAGUUGUCCGAUGGUGACAGGUGCCAACUUUUCGUCAAGGCUCCUGGGAUGUUCACCCACUACAUCGGCGAUGAGGAGGCCACCAAGGCUGCCUUUGAUGAAGAAGGUUUCGAACAGAUGAUAUCCUUCGUCGCGAGGGGAAUCAAUUCAUCUUUCUCGGAAGGGCAUCGAGUGACUGGAUUAGAUUCUCUGCAUUCACAGUGUCGUAUAAAUUACCCAGACUUCUACGAAUUCUACAAGAAGAAGAGGUCGCUCGCCCCCUUCACAACUUCGGAUAAAGGUAGGAAGAACGAAAUGCGUGAAAAAUACUUUGAAGUAUCUGGUUAUCGACCCAAUGAUUAUGCCGUGCCCGGUGUGGAAUUCUUCGGAAAUAAGACUGGCAGUUAUUUUAUUAACCCUGCAGAAAGAGUACCCUCAUGA
This is a messenger RNA of Penicillium samsonianum, 780 nucleotides long. RefSeq lists its product as uncharacterized. The record is from RefSeq and is a predicted model, not a curated record. NCBI's taxonomy places the organism in Eukaryota, Fungi, Ascomycota, Eurotiomycetes, Eurotiales, Aspergillaceae. The transcript has 4 exons. The coding region runs from base 1 to 780 and encodes 259 amino acids.